This is a messenger RNA of Chinchilla lanigera (long-tailed chinchilla), 2206 nucleotides long. RefSeq names its product folate hydrolase 1B (gene Folh1b). Lineage: Eukaryota; Metazoa; Chordata; Mammalia; Rodentia; Chinchillidae. Gene Ontology annotation, molecular function: carboxypeptidase activity. The record is from RefSeq and is a predicted model, not a curated record.
GGUGGGUUAUAAAGUCUUCUAAUGAAGCUGCUCACACUGCUCCACAGCAUGGCAUGAAGAAGGCGUUUCUGAGCGAGCUGAAAGCUGAGAACAUCAAGGAAUUCUUGUAUAAUUUUACACGAGUACCGCAUUUAGCAGGAACAGAACAAAACUUGCACCUCACAAAGCAAAUUCAGUCGCAGUGGAAAGAAUUUGGCCUGGAUUCUGUUGAGUUAGUCCACUAUGAUGUCCUGUUGUCCUACCCAAACGAGACUCACCCCAACUACAUCUCAGUCAUCAGUGACGACGGAAAUGAGGUUUUCAACACGUCGUUAUCUGAGCCCCCUCCACCAGGGUAUGAAAACGUCUCGGGCGUGGUACCGCCUUUCAGCGCCUUCUCCCCGCAAGGAGUGCCGGAGGGGGAUCUAGUGUAUGUCAAUUAUGCACGAACUGAAGACUUCUUUAAACUGGAGCGGGACAUGAAGAUUAAUUGCGCUGGGAAGAUUGUGAUUGCCAGAUAUGGGAAAAUUUUCAGAGGAAAUAAGGUUAAAAAUGCGCAGCUGGCAGGGGCCAAAGGAGUCAUUCUGUACUCAGACCCUGCUGAUUACUUUGCUCCUGGGGUGGCAUCCUAUCCAGAUGGAUGGAACCUUCCUGGAGGUGGUGUCCAGCGUGGAAAUAUCUUAAAUCUUAAUGGCGCAGGGGACCCACUCACACCAGGUUACCCAGCAAAUGAAUAUGCUUAUAGGCGUGAAAUUACAGAGGCUGUUGGCAUUCCAAAUAUUCCUGUUCAUCCAAUUGGAUACUAUGAUGCACAGAGACUGCUAGAACGUAUGGGCGGCUCCGCACCCCCAGACAGCAGCUGGAAAGGAGGCCUCAGAGUGCCCUACAAUGUGGGACCUGGCUUUACCGGCAACUUUUCUACACAAAAAGUCAGAAUGCACAUCCACUCCGACAGUAAAGUGACCAGAAUUUACAACGUGAUUGGUACGCUCCGGGGAGCGGUGGAACCAGAUAGAUAUGUCAUCCUCGGGGGGCACCGAGACUCGUGGGUGUUUGGUGGCAUCGACCCUCAGAGCGGGGCAGCGGUGGUUCAUGAAAUUGUGCGAAGCUUUGGAACCCUGAAAAAGGAAGGGUGGAGGCCGAGAAGAACAAUUUUGUUUGCAAGCUGGGAUGCAGAAGAAUACGGUCUUCUUGGUUCUACUGAGUGGGCAGAGGAGAAUUCCAGGCUCCUUCAAGAGCGUGGUGUGGCCUAUAUUAAUGCUGAUUCUUCUAUAGAGGGAAACUACACUCUAAGGGUUGACUGUACACCACUGAUGUACAGCUUGGUAUACAAUCUAACAAAAGAGCUGCAAAGCCCGGAUGAAGGCUUUGAAGGAAAAUCCCUCUAUGAGAGCUGGAGUGAGAAAAGUCCUUCCUCUGCGCUCAGUGGCAAACCCAGGAUUAGCAAGUUGGGGUCUGGUAAUGAUUUUGAAGUGUUCUUCCAAAGGCUUGGGAUCGCUUCAGGCAGAGCACGGUAUACCAAAAAUUGGGAAACAAACAAAUUCAGCAACUACCCACUCUAUCACAGCGUCUAUGAAACUUACGAGUUGGUGGAAAGAUUUUAUGAUCCCACAUUUAAAUAUCACCUCACUGUGGCGCAGGUCCGGGGAGGGCUGGUGUUUGAACUGGCCACUUCCGUGCUGCUCCCUUUCAAUUGUCAAGAUUAUGCUGCAGUUUUAAAAAAAUAUGCUGACAAGAUCUACAAUAUUUCUAUGAAAUAUCCACAGGAAAUGCAAGCACACAGCGUCUCGUUUGAUUCACUGUUUUCUGCAGUAAAUAAUUUUACAGAAAUAGCUUCUCAGUUCAACAAGCGACUUCAACACUUAGAAGAAAGCAACCCAAUUUUAUUGAGAAUUAUGAAUGAUCAACUGAUGUUUCUGGAACGAGCAUUCAUUGAUCCUUUAGGGUUACCAGAUAGGCCUUUCUAUAGGCAUAUCAUCUAUGCUCCAAGCAGCCACAACAAGUAUGCGGGGGAGUCGUUCCCAGGGAUUUACGAUGCUCUCUUUGAUAUUGAAAGCAAAGCAGACCCUUCCAAGGCCUGGGCAGAAGUGAAGAGACAGAUUUCUAUUGCAGCCUUCACAGUGCAGGCUGCAGCAGGGACACUGAGAGAAGUAGCCUAGGAGGGUUCGAAAAGAGGGCCUGCUGAACUGCUGUGAUCCACUGAAAAAUAAAAGCGUGAGACUAUAGG